UUGUCCUUUUUCUUUCUCUCUGGCUUUCUAUAUAAAUACAUAAUUUUAGUUGUUUGAGAGUUAUAGUUUUUCUCUAUUAUCCAUCCAUUGAUCCAUCAAUACUAUAUCUUGUUAGUUUGCGAUCGAGUCUCUCUAAAUUAAUUAAGGUCGGUGGGUUGAUAUGGUGGAUCUUGAAAUCGUAUGCUGCAUGUGCGGUGACGUUGGUUUCACAGACAAACUUUUCCGUUGUAACAAAUGUCGCCACCGCUUCCAACACUCUUAUUGUAGUAACUUCUAUGGAGAUCAAUUAUCGGAGAUACAAGAGUGUGAUUGGUGCCAAACCGAAGCUGCCAAAAGCACUACUACUACUACUACUACUACUGUUUCCUCCUCCAAUUCCAAGAAACCACCAGCGGUGACCGUAACGAUCAAUAGUAGUAAUUCUGGAUGUUCCUCCUCCUCCGGCGACAAAAUAAUGAAGAGGAAGAGUCCAGUACCUUCACCAAGACAUGCCACACGCAGGUACAAGCUUCUCAAGGAUGUAAUGUGUUGAAUCCAUCGUAUGAUCCAAUACUAUUAUAUUAUUAUAGUAUACUAUAUAUAUUAGUAUUAUAUAUAGAAUUAGCUAGCUAGUUGUGUAUGUGUGUACGUGACUUUUUGUACAUAUAUGUUUAAUUAUAUAUGAGUGUGUUUUCCUUCUA
Messenger RNA from Trifolium pratense (red clover), 680 nucleotides. RefSeq lists its product as uncharacterized. NCBI's taxonomy places the organism in Eukaryota, Viridiplantae, Streptophyta, Magnoliopsida, Fabales, Fabaceae. Bases 161 to 532 code for a protein of 123 amino acids. The record is from RefSeq and is a predicted model, not a curated record. The transcript has a single exon.